CUGUCGGCAGUUUUCACAAAAUCUAACGUUGCCGUCACUCUGUUCGAAGACGUCGCUUACGAGCUGAAACGAGGAACAACAAUCCUAAAAGGCAUAUCGGGCUCGGUCAAACCUGGCGAGAUCCUAGCCAUGCUCGGUCCUUCCGGCAACGGCAAAAUCACCCUCCUGACGGCCCUCGGCGGUCGUCUCUCCGGCAGCCGCCGUCUCUCCAGCCACAUCACCUGCAACGGCCGGCAAUUCUCUUCCUCCGCCAAGCGGGCCAUAGGGUUUGUCACCCAAGACGACGUCCUCCAGCCUUGCCUAACCGUAGGCGUAACCAUCCGUCUACACGGCCCUAUUACGCCUCCCGUCCAUCCUGUCCUCGGCCGAGAAAGCUAG
Molecule: messenger RNA, 378 nt
Organism: Striga asiatica
Lineage: Eukaryota; Viridiplantae; Streptophyta; Magnoliopsida; Lamiales; Orobanchaceae
Source: the annotation of a GenBank genome assembly